AUGGAAGCAAUAUGGAAUUUAGAAGACAAAUGGAAAAUUUCGACGCUUGGAGCUAUCGCGUUACUGGUAAUAUGCACCUGUUUCUUAGUUAUUGGAACUUGCAUUGUCGCUGUUUUAAGGAGAAAUGUAAGAAGGAGAAGCGAGGAUCAAGAACCACAACGUGCUGAUGAGUCAACCAGCGUAGUAGAUUGUGCAGAGCCACGAGGAGAGUUGGGUCCGGUGAAGGAUGUGCUUACGAGUUCUAUGAGGUGGAGCCAGAAAGAGAAGCUUAGCGGAGAUCAGCUAAUUGAAGCUGAUUUUGGUUGCCAGAGUAGCAGUUCAGAUUCACCUGUGUGGAAAAGACCGAUACUUAUGGGUGAAAAGUGUGAGCUGCCAAAGUUUAGCGGGCUGAUUCUCUAUGAUCAGAGAGGUUACGCCACUUCAUCAAGUCGAUAA
Molecule: messenger RNA, 435 nt
Organism: Capsicum annuum
Lineage: Eukaryota; Viridiplantae; Streptophyta; Magnoliopsida; Solanales; Solanaceae
Exons: 1
Coding region: 1-435 (144 amino acids)
Source: RefSeq, a predicted model, not a curated record